AUGACUAUCAAACAUUCUGAAACAAAAUGCGUUUCAUUUCAUCAUUUAUAUAGAUUUCGCUUCGUCCACCUCACCCUUAUGUCGGAUUUUAUUGCUACACAACUGAAAAAGGUUGAGCCAUACCUCAAGAAAUUAGGUUUGGAGGCGGACGCACAGAAUUUUACAGGAAACGUGAUUAACAUCAUAAAGACCAAAAAGAAGUACAAUAUAGUAUUUAUGGACGUGUUGCAUAGCAUUAUAACGCACAAUCAGUGCACAGAAUACGACGAAGUUUUAGAUCUUUACUAUUCGUUGAAGCCUUCUAUGCUGGUUAUAAAGGCGCUGAGCACAACGCUGUAUAUGCUGCCCUUUCUGAACAACGAGCAGCUGAAGAAGCUCUUUGUGUUCAACCUGGCGAUAUGCAACAGAAAGCACGAAAGAGAGGUGGCAACAAUCGCACAGGCAACGACAAUACAGAUGAUUACAACAAUAAGGGACGAGAGAACGGAUGAUUUACCGGCUAUCAUCGAUCUGUUGGACGAAAAAAAUGUUUUCAACCUGAAACUUCUGAAAGAAGUGAUUGCAUACAUCGACAAGCCGGUCAACUUACGUUUUGAAAGCGAUGAUUGGGACUAUAAGAAAGAGGCUAUGAGCCUUAUCGAUGAAAGGAACAAGUUUAAAGUUGAUAUAGACUAUUUUAUGAUGUACUACGAUAAAAACGAGGAGAUAAUACUUUCGGCAUUCUUGGGGUGCAACAGACACAGUAUCAACAAGAACGGCCAAACGAUACAGAACAUGGAUGACCAGGUGGUAAAACUGAACCAGCACAUUCUCAAAGACAAUGAUGACGUUAUAAAAUUGCUUGAGCCGUGCAUCAAAAACAUCACCUUUGCGAACUCGCCGAUAAACACCUUGCGAUUCAUUUUCAUUUACACGGUGUGCCAGAAAUACCGCGCGAACACCACCAAUUACGUUGAGCUGCUUGCCGAGAAGUACGAAAAAAGUUGCUAUGAUACGUAUGUGGUGAGUAUUGUUGGAGUUGUGAUCAAGAGCUGUUUGCUGGAUAGCCAAAAGAAGAACAAAAUUGAUUUUAAGCGGUUCAACGAAAACGUAGGCGGUAGCUAUGCAAGCGACCUGACCAAUGAAGGCAGAUAUGAGAAUGUAAAACUUGAUGGUGGAAACGAAGCAGAUAAUGCCGAAGAGGGAUGUUCACUUGCAUCAUUGGAUAUAGAACACGAUCACAACAAGAGUGACGAUGAGGAGAAUACCGAGGAGUGGCACGAGGAUUAUGAAAUAGAUGCUGCAGAAACUUUGACCCAGGACAAUGAGGAAAACAAAGUAUCUGGUGACAUAUGCCUGGGACAGAACAAAAAUGAUGAUGAUGUCGCACUGAUAAAUCCGCUACUCCUCUUUUUCGUCAAAGCAUUUCCCAAAGAAACGAUUGAUCUCAUAUCGCCCCUACAAUUGAACACCUCAUGGCCAAUCGUGAUAAACAACCUGUCGGAUGCGCAUGUUCUUGCUUUGUUCACGAAGCACAUCGUUGAUCUUUCGAACUUCAUACUCUACAAUAACCGGUUUGUCAAGGAGAUGUACUUUGCUACCUUUAAAAACCUGUGUGAAAGUGAUUUCCGCAACAUCCUGUUCAAACUGGAACUGUACGAAUGUGAAAGCGUAGUUUUGGAAUAUUACCGCAAAAAUGAUAACGAGGAUGUCAUCGUGGAUUACCUAACGAGGCGUUUACAGCCGGCAGGCGAGUCAUUGGAUCUGACCGCUCAAAAGUGCUUGAAAAGUGACUACACAGAAAGAAGUGACGAUGAAGCAGAUUCUGCCAAUGAAAACAAUUCCUCUGUCUCAAUAGACAAUAAUAACCUCAUUCUUAAGAUUGUUUAUCAACUGAUCAAGAUAAAAGUGUUUAAGAAUCUCGAUUUCAUUUUCACAUGCCUGGCAAACAGCACUAACAACUCCUUGAAACUCAAAAUACUGGGCAUCAUCUCCAAAAAAGAGCAGAGCACCCGUCUUAUAAAAUCUAUCUUCGGUGUUGCAAUGGAUAAGAACAUCAACUUGGCAUUAGCAGCAUUAGAACUGAUACGAAGCGUCGAACUCAAUGAUACGACGUACUUAUAUUCGCUGAUCACAUUGAUAAAUGAUGAAAGACUCGAUGUGUAUGAUACGGCCAUAUCUAUCCUGUUCAGCGUUCUGAACGGACGAAUGGUGGAGGGCGAUCUUGCGGACGAGUGCAUCGGCGAGGUAGUUAAUAGGAUGGAAAGACUAUGCUUCAGAAAGGAAUAUAACGGUUUUGAAAACAGAAAUGAUUCCGAAGUUGGUGAAGAUGCCGUCCACAAUAAUUUGAAUGUCUUAAGCGCCGCUCAAAACGUUAAUGGCUCGGACAAUAAUGAGAAUAACAGCAAUUAUCUUACAAAUGACGGAGAAUCAUGUGUUGAAGAUGGUGCAAAGACAAGUAAUGUGCAAAAAAUAGUAUCAAGAACCUUUGUGCGGAAAGAUUUGGUUGACAGCCACCAAAUUUAUGAGAAGUUCUUACUCUCAUCAUAUCUGACUCCGAACAUGCUCUCGCCUCGCCAAGAAAAAUCUGUCAAAUUUACUUUUUCCGAACUUACCAACUUCAUUUAUCUUCACCAGAGUACAAACCUUAGCGACUCAUUUUUUGUUUUUCUGUCCGAACUUUUUUUGAAAUGUGCAUUUAUAUGUGAAAACGUGAUCAAUUUUAUGCUUGAAUAUAGAAAAACAAGUUAUGUGCUGUUCGUAUGUUACUUACGAAUGGUUAGAGAGGUUGGCAUGGGUUACAAGGAUCAGGUGUAUGAAAAAAUGCUCAAGCUUUUUUUCAAUUUCCUCAACUCCAAUGAGACUGACGCUACGAACGACUUUUCAAACAUUCACAUCGAUACGCCAGGCAUUUCACAGUCUAUCGAUGCGCAACCAAGUAGUGUGAUGGAGCAGCCCACGAAACUGCACCAUAACGUGGAAAACGACCGAGUGACGGAGUUCUCAAUUGCAGGGAUCAAGAUCAAAAAGAGCGAGAUAACAGAUCUCCUUCACUCACUCUCUCGCUUCCGUAACUACGAGGUUCUUCAGAUUACAAAGACUCUUCCGCAGGACAUCGUGUUGCCGUUCUAUAUGGACUGGCUCCCAGAUCCUAAAAUUAUAGAAGUAAUAAACGAUGGCUCGCAAUUCAGCACAGAGUGUUUGAACAAAUUAAUGAAGAUAAAAAUGAACUGGGAGGAAAAAGCAGGUAUCCUACAAAAUUUGAGGAUUGAGGAAGACAAUCUGGAGACAUUCAUCGAAAACAGCACAGAAGUAAUGAUAGAGGGAUUUGAUAGUUUGGAAAGCGAGCGAUUUAUGUCCAGCAUUGCGUGCCAUAGCUCUAUGUACGGCGAAAAUAACACUGUGAACCUCAACAUAUCACAUGAGAUACCAAGCAAACGAUGUGACAGAGAAAGGGAGAAAAUAAUUAUCUGCUAUCUCACCAAAUACUACGAAAUUUUGAGGAAACACAAAAAAUUAGAUAGUAAAUCGUUACAAGUCUUCUAUCACCUUUCGAAAGUGAAGAAAAGCAACAUAAACGUAUCGUUCCAUGCCUACAAAUAUCUUUUCGAAAUCAAACCAGACUAUUUGUGCACGAGAAUAAAGGAAGCAAUAUGCGAAUAUUUAGUGGAUUUGAUAAAAUAUGAACAUUUGUUCAACAGGUGCAAAAGAGAUGAGAUCAUGUAUAUUUUGGAUAAAAUGGAUAGAGAAACAACACUGAUGGUCGGUAAAAGCAUUAUAGAGCUAUUGAAGUGCAAGGAUUUAGAGGUAAUAGAAAAAGUAUAUUGUGUGCUGAAAAGCAUAUAUUAAAAG
Messenger RNA from Vavraia culicis subsp. floridensis, 3831 nucleotides. RefSeq lists its product as uncharacterized. Lineage: Eukaryota; Fungi; Microsporidia; Pleistophoridae. The transcript has a single exon. The record is from RefSeq and is a predicted model, not a curated record. Bases 1 to 3828 code for a protein of 1275 amino acids.